Morus notabilis is the source of this 875-nucleotide messenger RNA. RefSeq lists its product as uncharacterized. The transcript has a single exon. Lineage: Eukaryota; Viridiplantae; Streptophyta; Magnoliopsida; Rosales; Moraceae. The coding region runs from base 189 to 875 and encodes 228 amino acids. The record is from RefSeq and is a predicted model, not a curated record.
AGCACUUAUAUAAUUUGUACAUAUCACCGGCACCGGCCAACAUAUCACGAGCAAAGAAGAAACCUAUAUUCUCACACAAAUAUUACAAUAAGAUCAACAUAUAUUAUAGACCAAUAUUCUUCCUUAAAACUCCAAAACUCUCUUUUCUCUCCAACCAAACAAGAAUUUGAGCAAAGCCCAUCAGUUUAAUGUCCCGUUGGAGCCUAGCGAUUAAGAAGCUUUCGCCUGCUAAGAAGGCGUGGAAGAGCUUCGUAACCAAAAUACAACCACAUCUCAGAAAACUUAUCAAAAACACCCUCCCAAAGGCCAUUAGAGCCGCCACUCAUCGCCUCCUCAUUUCCUUCCGCUCCUUUCUUCCUGCCAAACUCCGUCCGAUUUCGAACUCUCGUCGGAGUUAUCACAACACCAAUAACCACUAUUGUAGCCGCCAAUACUACUACCAAAACAAAAACAAAUCACCUCUUUACAAGAGUUUCGCGGCUAUACACAUAGACGAGCUCUUUGAGGGAACCACCACUACUACUACAAAAAAUAAAAAUAUUCUACGUGAUUGUAAUACCAUGCAUGCAGAAGCAGGGACGAGCGCUGAUAAUAAUAAUAAUAUUAUUAUUAUUAUUAAAGAAGGUAAAAAAGCGGUUGAUCAAGUUCAUUAUGAAUAUAAUAAUGAUCGUGAUCACGAUGAGAGGGAUUUGCAGAGGACUGAGAGUAUUUACAGUGUUGAGGACGCUUGGAAGGCGGUGGUGGCGGCGUCGCCGCAGCUGCGAUGUGUGGACGAGAGGGCUGAGGAGUUCAUCUACAAGGUAAGGCAAGACAUGAGGCUUCAGAAGGAGAAGUCCCUUGUUGAUUUCGAGGAGAUGUUGGCUCGAAGCACCUAA